GUAUGGCACGAACCACGGGAUUCGGUUCCCUAGGAUGCUUAGCUGGACGAGCAAAGGCGAUAUUGGGAAGAAAGACGUCAGCGCAUUAUUUUCUAGACGGAAUCUGGAAGUGGUGAAGGGGCUACUUCCACGGACAGAGGAGGAGGCAUUUGUGAGGACAAUUUCUUACGAUGGUGUGGAGAACCUGGUUGAUGAUGUUGUGGAUGACACAGAGGCUGAGGCAGGUAGUCAGGUACCAGAGACUCAGGUCCCAGACACUCAGGAAAGAGACACUCAGGCCACUGGUUCAGAACCUCAGCCCAGUGCACCAUCUUCAUCAGGCGUUCGGGGUGCCGAGUACACUGAUUUAGUGGCUCGGUUGGAUAGGAUCGAGGCUGACACUCAGGGUCUGUAUGCUGCUCAUGUCGAGCUGAAGAAGGCAUACGAGACCAGCCAUGUAGAGCUGAAGGGUGGUCAGAACGUAAUUAUGGAGCAGCUCAGACACAUAUUGGCCAUGUUGAAUCGUCCGCCAACGACAGCUUCAGCACCGGAGGCCCCAGCAGAUCCAUCUACCCCACCACCAGCUGCUUCACCCCCAGUAGAAGAGGAUGAGGUCUUCCCCGACGAUUACGAUCCUUAUGAGGGAGCUCCAGCGACUCCGAUCGAGGCACAACCUCUUAUCCAUGUACAUGACACCGAGUCGCAGGGUGAGAUUCUGUCCAUAGAGGCACAACCUGCAGUGGUUAAGAGUCGGAAGAGGAAGAGAAAGCCUCCUGUAUGGUUCGGUGACUAUACGGAGAUGAAGAGGAGACAUAGGCCAUCUUCGACUUUUGAUCCCCUGGAGCCACCGGAUGAGAAAUUGUUAACCACUUUCCGAAAGUGGUGUGUUGGACUCAUUCCGAACCACCGACUUCGGGAUUUGAGAAGUGGUGAUUACGGUCCAGGAUUCUUUUGGAUAAUGCUCACACCAAAGGAAUGGCUUACAGAUGACCAUAUAGAUGCAGCAAUGCAUAUGCUGAGGAGGCGACGCACCGACUAUCCACUGACAUUUCCUCAGAAGGGUAUCAUUCUCUCCACAUUCGUGACCGCCAUGAUCAGCAGUGCAUGGACGAGCCACAAGGGUCCGAGGAAAAACUUUAAAUGGGAGGAUUAUAUCCUGGACUACUGCACAGGGGCUCAUAAGUCCCAAGUCUUUGAGAGAUGGAGGGGUAACGAGUUUAUUUACUUCGUUCUGAACCUUCCCACGGCAAGGCACUGGGUCACAGUUGAAGUCGACAUAGAGCUGUGGAAAAUUAAUGUCUACGACUGUGAUUCCAGCGUCUGUCAUUGGACCGCCUUGGAACCCAUCAUGAAGGUUUGGGCAGAACUGCUGCCCUCGCUACUCCUUGCAACCGGGGAAUUUCCACAUAACAACCAGAUCAUGGCGUUAGCUAACUGUGACAUCACGGUGCUUCCAAAAAUGCACGCGACUCGAGCCACUCACGACUUAGUUCCGAAGUCAGCAACCAGUGGUGAUUGUGGCGUGUAUUGCAUUGAGUAUGUGGAGCAUCUCAUGAUGCAGCGUGGAUUGACCGAUGUGACGCCAGACCGGAUAGCCAUGUUUCGUCAACGGUGGUGUGUCGAUUUAUUUUACCAAAAUGUCGGCUGAUUAUAUGUGUAAUUAUUGGGACAUUGUAUAUUUUGUGUAAUUAACAUUACAGUUAUGUAUAUAUAGAUUUUCUUUUCGUUCAAA
Cannabis sativa is the source of this 1711-nucleotide messenger RNA. RefSeq lists its product as uncharacterized. Gene Ontology annotation, biological process: proteolysis. The transcript is spliced from 6 exons. The record is from RefSeq and is a predicted model, not a curated record. Bases 35 to 1627 code for a protein of 530 amino acids. Lineage: Eukaryota; Viridiplantae; Streptophyta; Magnoliopsida; Rosales; Cannabaceae. Gene Ontology annotation, molecular function: cysteine-type peptidase activity.